AUGCUGAUCGAGGGCAAAAAGGCGCUCGUGUUUGGCGGGACCAGUGGGAUUGGGCUGGCGGCAUCGCGCUUACUGAAGCAACGAGGUGCCACAGUCGUUGCCGCGUCUCGUGACCCGUCCAAGGUGCCGGCCGUCAUUGCGGCUGAGCUGAAGUUGCGACCGUGCGACGUUCUCGAUGCCGCCGCCGUGAGCGCCCUCUGCGCGGACGAGGCGCCGUUUGACAUUGUUGUGAGCGCUGCGACGGGCGGCGGUCGCGCCCUCGGGCCAUUUCUCGAGAUGGGGCUCGAUGGCUACAAGGGGUCCUUUGACAAGCUGUGGGGAUACGCAAAUGUGGUCCAGUGCGCGGUGCCGCACCUCAGUGCAACGGGCUGCGUCGUGCUCGUGAGCGGGGCUCCAGCUCGCAAGCCGAAACCAGGCCAGGUGGCACUGGCGAGCGUCGGCGCCGCCGUCGAGCAGAUGGCGCGCUCCAUCGCACGGGAGGUCGCGCCGCGCCGCAUCAACGUGGUGAGCCCGGGCAUCAUCGCGACGCCGAUGUUUGGGUCGGCGGACGGCACUACGAACUCGCGGCUGAAUGAGAUGACGGCCGCCAACGCAAUCGCGAGGCCUGGCCAGCCCGAGGAGGUGGCCAAGGGGAUCAUCUUUGCCAUAGAAAACGAUUUUGUGACGGGCACGACGAUUGACGUCGAUGGAGGCUGGCUUUGCCCUUGA
Emiliania huxleyi CCMP1516 is the source of this 708-nucleotide messenger RNA. Its product is annotated as putative short chain dehydrogenase. The record is from RefSeq and is a predicted model, not a curated record. Gene Ontology annotation, molecular function: oxidoreductase activity. NCBI's taxonomy places the organism in Eukaryota, Haptophyta, Isochrysidales, Noelaerhabdaceae. The transcript has a single exon. The coding region runs from base 1 to 708 and encodes 235 amino acids.